ACUGAGUAGUCGAGUUGGCUUUAUUUACCGAAUUUCUUUUUUGUGUAUCAAAAUUUAAUAUUAUUAGUUUUGUUCUACUAACUUAAAAUUCUAACAAUAUGAAUCCUGUAAACCAGAUUGUCAGAGCCACCCUGCCCAUAUACCGCAAGCUGUCAACAUCGGCCACAACAUUAGCAGCACCAAAAGCCAUACCGACUACUGGAGCAUGCUUUGAAUUGAGCGAGGAACAAAAGGCCCUGCAAGAUUUGGCGAGAAAGUUUACCAAAGAAGAGAUUAUUCCCAAAGCCGCCCAAUAUGACAAAACCGGAGAGUAUCCCUGGGAGAUCGUUAAGAAGGCUUGGUCCGUGGGACUCAUGAACGGACACAUUCCAGAACACUGCGGGGGAAAUGGUUUAGGUGUUAUGGAAAGUUGUAUAAUCUGUGAAGAAACAGCAUUCGGCUGUUCAGGAAUUAUGGCAGCCAUUUAUAUCACUGAUGUCGCUCAAACUCCAGUUAUUAUUGCCGGCAACAAGGAACAGCAGAAGAAAUAUCUUGGCAGACUAAUCGACGAACCUUUGGUCGCGGCGUACGGUGUAACAGAGCCGGGCGCGGGUUCGGAUGUUGCCGGCAUCAAGACCAGAGCUGAGAAGAAGGGUGACGAGUGGAUCCUCAACGGACAGAAGAUGUGGAUCACCAACGGAGGCGUUGCUAACUGGUACUUCGUGUUGGCGAGGACCAACCCGGACCCCAAGUGCCCGGCCAGCAAGGCUUUCACCGGCUUUAUCGUGGAGCGAGAUUGGGCUGGAGUCAUCCCCGGACGCAAGGAACAAAACAUGGGCCAGCGCGCAUCGGACACUCGCGGUAUCACGUUCGAGGACGUGCGUAUUCCCAAGGAGAAUGUUCUGAUCGGCGAGGGAGCCGGAUUCAAGAUCGCUAUGGGAGCCUUCGACAAGACUCGCCCACCGGUGGGUGCUGGUGCGACUGGCUUAGCCGCGCGCGCUCUUCACGAGGCCACGAAAUACUCGCUGGAGCGCAAGACGUUUGGCGUGCCAAUCGCCCACCACCAGGCUGUGGCAUUCAUGCUGGCAGACAUGGCUAUGGGCGUCGAGAUCUCGCGGCUGGCAUGGCAGAAGGCGGCCUGGCUCGUUGACCACGGUCAAAAGAACACCGUGAUGGCUUCAGUGGCGAAGUGUUUCGCAUCGGAAGUCGCGAAUAAAUCGGCCUCGGACGCCGUCCAGAUCUUUGGUGGUAACGGCUUCAAUACCGAGUACCCGGUCGAGAAACUGAUGAGAGACGCCAAGAUAUACCAGAUCUACGAGGGAACAUCGCAGAUCCAGAGGCUGAUCAUCUCCCGCGAGAUUUUGACCGAGGCCAAGAAUAGCGCCUAAGUAACAUCAACUACGAAUAAUAAAACUAAAGAAGCGUAACCGUGUCAAAAAAUUUGUC
This is a messenger RNA of Aricia agestis (brown argus), 1425 nucleotides long. RefSeq names its product probable medium-chain specific acyl-CoA dehydrogenase, mitochondrial (gene Mcad). Gene Ontology annotation, cellular component: mitochondrion. Gene Ontology annotation, biological process: medium-chain fatty acid catabolic process; fatty acid beta-oxidation. The transcript has 10 exons. The record is from RefSeq and is a predicted model, not a curated record. Lineage: Eukaryota; Metazoa; Arthropoda; Insecta; Lepidoptera; Lycaenidae. Bases 99 to 1367 code for a protein of 422 amino acids. Gene Ontology annotation, molecular function: medium-chain fatty acyl-CoA dehydrogenase activity; flavin adenine dinucleotide binding.